AUGCCUCCCAGGAGGAAGACCGAUGGCCCAGAUGCUGCACCUCCCGCCAAACCACAGCCCAAGAAGCCACCCCCGCGACCUGCCACGACAAAGAAGCCUGCAGCGGCCUCCGGGCCAGAUCCCAGACCUGUGUCUACAAACACGACCGCAAACGAGGAGCAGAAAGCAAAACCUUCGCGUAAACCCUCCCAAAACGUCGACAGCUUCGAUGCCACGCUCGAGCCCUUCUACUACGACAAAUCCCUAACAGAUCCCAUUGACACGGCAAGAGACAAAUGGAAUCUAUUGCCGGCUUUUCUCAAGGUCAAAGGCCUUGUAAAACAGCACAUCGACUCCUUCAAUCACUUUGUUGAAGUUGAGCUCAAGAAGAUCAUUCAAGCCGAACCGCUAAUCACAAGUGACAUUGACCCGGACUUUUAUGUCAAGUACCUGGAUAUCUACGUCGGUAAACCACAGCGAUAUGAUGAGCAAUACUACGGGGAUGGUGCCCAUUACCGGGGUGAGUCGACUGUCACGCCCCACGAGUGCCGACUGCGCGACAUGACUUAUGCUGCUCCUAUCUUGGUGGACGUACAGUACCCAAAGGGAAGCCAAGUCUUCAGGCGGCGCGGAAUGACCAUUGGCAGAUUGCCCAUCAUGUUACGAAGCGCGAGAUGCGUACUCUCUGGCAAGUCAGAGGCCGAGAUGACGCUGAUGGACGAAUGCCCUCUCGAUCCAGGUGGCUACUUCAUCGUCAAUGGCACCGAAAAGGUCCUAUUGGUCCAGGAGCAGCUAUCCAAAAACCGAAUAAUCGUCGAAUCCGACCCCAAAAAGAGCAUAAUCUCGGCUUCGGUAACCAGUUCCACGCACGUCAGAAAGUCCAAGACCUAUAUCAACCUGAAGAAAGACGGGUUGCUCACCGUGCAGCACAACAUUCUGAACGAGCAGGUCCCUAUCUGUGUUCUGCUGCGAGCCAUGGGCGUAGCGUCGGACAUGGAAAUGAUGGCCAUCGUAGCUGGCACUGAUCAAGCGCUACAGGAUGAUUUCGCCAUCAAUUUCGAAGAGACCAUCAAGCUGAACAUCGUAACCCAGCACCAAGCGCUUGACUAUAUUGGCUCUCGGAUCAAGAUUGCCCGGAAACAAACUCCUUUUGGCCAAACUCGACGAAACUACAUUCAAGAAGCACUCGAAGCUAUCAGCAAUGUUCUCAUUGCGCACGUGCCCAUAGAAGAUCUUGAUUUCCGGCCGAAGGCUCUGUACGUCGCGCAUAUGGCUCGUCGUGUCCUCAUGACCAAGCAGAAUCCGGCUAUGGUUGAUGAUCGUGAUUACGUUGGCAACAAGCGCCUGGAACUGGCAGGCCAGCUGCUUUCACUUCUAUUCGAGGACUUGUUCAAGAAGUACAAUUUCGAUGUCAAGAUGAACAUGGACAAAGUGCUGAGAAAGCCUAACAAGACCGAAGUUGCUGACCCUUGUGCCAUAAUGAUUGGUCAUGCAAAUCAGAUCACACAGGGCAUGAACAGAGCAAUUGCAACUGGCAACUGGAACUUGAAGAGAUUUCGAAUGGAGAGAGCGGGCGUUUCACAUUUGCUUAAUCGUCUUAGCUUCAUCGCUACGCUCGGUAUGAUGACGAGAAUCACCAGUCAAUUUGAGAAGACCAGGAAAGUAUCCGGGCCGCGAUCGCUGCAGCCGUCUUCGUUCGGUAUGUUGUGUCCAGCAGAUACUCCAGAAGGUGAAGCCUGUGGUCUCGUCAAAAACCUGGCGCUGAUGACACACAUUACCACGGACGAUGAAGAAGGUCCGAUCAAGCGAAUCAUCUUCAUGCUCGGGGCGGAAGACAUUGUAACCGUCGGUGGCUCAGAGCUCUAUGCGCCUGGCUCCUAUGUUGUCAUGCUCAACGGAACGCCGCUCGCCGUAACGAGAACCCCUUCGCAUUUCCUUUCGUCCUUCCGCCGACUACGAAGAUCCGGGCGGAUAUCGGAAUUUGUCUCAAUAUUCAUCAAUCACCAUCAUAGUACCAUUCAAGUGGCAACCGAUGAAGGUCGGAUAUGUCGACCACUCAUUAUUGUUGAAGACAAGAAGUCCAAGGUCACAAAGAGGUAUCUGAAAUCACUCCGUCAGGGCUCGAUGGAUUUUGAUGACUUCCUCGCUCGAGGUCUCGUCGAGUAUCUGGAUGUCAACGAGGAAAAUGACAGUACCAUCGCCAUGUCUGAGUCCGAUAUCACGGCGGUUACUACUCAUCUCGAAAUAGAACCAUUCACAGUGCUGGGUGCUGUUGCCGGUCUUAUCCCAUAUCCUCAUCAUAACCAGUCUCCUCGAAACACUUAUCAAUGUGCUAUGGGUAAGCAAGCGAUUGGCUUCAUUGCGAACAAUCAGUUCCUGCGGAUCGACACCAUGCUCUAUCUGAUGGUUUAUCCCCAGAAGCCUCUCGUGAAGACUCGCACCAUUGAGCUUGUCAAAUACGACAAACUUCCAGCUGGCCAAAACGCUACCGUAGCCGUCAUGUCCUACUCUGGAUACGAUAUCGAGGAUGCACUUGUGCUGAACAAGGCCUCGGUUGACCGCGGCUUUGGCCGUUGUCAGAUCUUUCGUAAAUACCCCGUAUCCCUCAAGCUGUACGCAUCUGGCAGCAAAGACAGCGUCGGUCCACCGGUCCUUGAUAAGGAAACGGGCGUCUCGAUCAAAGAGCACGCUCUGCUGGACCAAGAUGGCGUUGCCCACGUCGGCGAGAAAGUGUCCGCAGGCGAAGUCUAUGUCAACAAAUGGGUUCCUGAAAACGUGAACUCCAGCAGCCUUUCUGACAACGGCAGAGACAAGCAGAACAUGCUUCCACAAGCUCAGAAGUACAAACUCCCUGAUCACUCCUACAUCGAUAAAGUCAUGGUGUCUGAAGUUGAGUCGGGCAAUCAGCUCAUCAAGGUACAGACUCGGCAGACUCGUGUGCCUGAAGUCGGUGACAAAUUCUCCUCUCGCCACGGUCAAAAGGGUGUUGUCGGCAUUAUCGCCGAGCAAGCCGACAUGCCUUUCUCCGAUCAAGGGAUUACGCCGGACAUCAUCAUGAACCCACAUGGUUUUCCGUCUCGUAUGACUGUAGGCAAGAUGCUCGAGCUCGUCUCCGGCAAAGCAGGGAUUCUGGACGGCAACUUCGAAUACGGCACUGCGUUUGGUGGCUCCAAGCUUGACGACAUGAGCCAAGUGCUCCUGAAGCACGGUUUCUCCUACGAUGGGAAAGACUAUCUCACCUCUGGCAUCACAGGAGAAGCCCUCCCCGCCUACGUUUUCACCGGCCCCAUCUACUACCAGAAGCUCAAACACAUGGUGCAGGACAAGAUGCACUCGCGUGCGCGUGGUCCGCGAGCCAUCCUGACGCGGCAGCCCAUGGAGGGGCGUUCUCGAGAUGGUGGUCUGCGAUUGGGAGAGAUGGAGCGCGACUGUCUGAUCGCAUACGGCGCCAGUCAGCUGAUGCGUGAGCGCCUGAUGCUCAGUUCGGAUGUGCACAACGUGGAGAUUUGCGAGAACUGUGGCUUUACGGCUUUUGGAAGGAGGUGCAAGCGGUGCAUGACGGCGGGUGAAGGGGAGGGGGGAAAGGUUGUGCAGUUACAGUUGCCGUAUAGCUUCUUGCUUCUGAGCAGGGAGCUUAACGCUAUGAGUAUUAGUACGCGGUUGGUAGUGGAAGACGAGUUUCCGCUGAGGUCAUGA
Molecule: messenger RNA, 3675 nt
Organism: Cyphellophora europaea CBS 101466
Lineage: Eukaryota; Fungi; Ascomycota; Eurotiomycetes; Chaetothyriales; Cyphellophoraceae
Exons: 2
Coding region: 1-3675 (1224 amino acids)
Biological process (GO): DNA-templated transcription
Cellular component (GO): RNA polymerase III complex
Molecular function (GO): DNA-directed RNA polymerase activity; DNA binding; ribonucleoside binding
Source: RefSeq, a predicted model, not a curated record